CCCCUGUUCUUCUAUUUGUUGCUAUCCUCAUUCCUCACAUACACCUGCCGGCCUGUACCAAUUGUCCGGGAAAUUUGCCGUUGACGGCGAAGGAAGAUGAAGUUCUGGAAGAGCCUGAGCAAUUUGAUUGAAGAGACGCUGCCUGCUUGGCGAGACAAGUUCUUGUCGUACAAGGACUUGAAGAAGCAGCUAAAGCUGAUCUACCCUAAGGCCGAUGAUGCGCAUCCGAAUAAACGCGCCAGAUCGGACGGUGGAGGCGGAGAGGUCAGCGACGUGACAAAGGAGGUGACCGAUUUCGUGAGGCUGUUGGAGGACGAGAUCGAGAAAUUCAAUAUUUUUUUUGUCGAGAAAGAGGAAGAGUACGUCAUUAAAUUGAAGGAGCUGCAAGAUGGAGUGGCAAAAAUGGACUCGAAUGAAGAGUUGAUGAAAAUAGGUAGAGAGAUAGUAGAUUUCCAUGGAGAGAUGAUUUUGCUGGAGAAUUACAGUGCCCUUAAUUAUACAGGCCUUGUGAAGAUACUGAAGAAGUACGACAAGCGAAGUGGUGCUCUCAUUCGCUUGCCCUUCAUCCAAAAGGUCUUGCAAGAGCCAUUCUUCACGACCGACGUGCUUUACAAGCUUGUGAAAGAGUGCGAGACAAUGCUGGAUCACCUCUUCUCUAUGAACAAAGAGCCCUCAGCCUCCUCGUCUAAAGGGACUAAAGGAAAGGAACCGAAUGACCCAGAUACUACCACAGAAAGUAAAGAAAGGCAGCUCAAAGUUCCUAAAGAACUUGCAGAGAUAGAGCAUAUGGAGAGCAUGUACGUGAAGCUCACUCUAUCAGCGCUGCGAGUUCUGAAGGAGAUUCGGAGUGGAAGCUCAACUGUUAGCACCUUUUCAUUGCCUCCUUUGCAGACGAAUUCCAUGGAGGAAACGUGGAAGAAAAGUACUGUUUUAGAACAAGCAGCCAAGUAGUCAUCCAGCUUUCUUCUCUUUUUUGUCGUUUGUUUUUUUUUUCUUUUAUUUUCCUUCUUUUUACGUCUUCACAUUUUCUUUAUAGUGGCCUUAAAUAUGUACACAGUUGUAUGCAAGAAUAUUGGCUGAAGCUCGGAUUUCCCUUUCCUUUUUUGUAGUAUUGUUCAUUUGGCUUUGUAACGCUAAGGGCGUGUAUGGUUUUUAACUUAUUCUAACCCCAACAAUUUUAGCUUCA
Messenger RNA from Vitis riparia (riverbank grape), 1186 nucleotides. RefSeq names its product SPX domain-containing protein 1-like. Gene Ontology annotation, biological process: cellular response to phosphate starvation. The record is from RefSeq and is a predicted model, not a curated record. The transcript has 3 exons. Bases 97 to 951 code for a protein of 284 amino acids. Lineage: Eukaryota; Viridiplantae; Streptophyta; Magnoliopsida; Vitales; Vitaceae.